Molecule: messenger RNA, 1239 nt
Organism: Lasiosphaeria miniovina
Lineage: Eukaryota; Fungi; Ascomycota; Sordariomycetes; Sordariales; Lasiosphaeriaceae
Product: P-loop containing nucleoside triphosphate hydrolase protein
Exons: 4
Coding region: 1-1029 (342 amino acids)
Source: RefSeq, a predicted model, not a curated record
AUGUCUUCCAAGCCCAUCUUCGUGGCUACCCACCCACGGGCCUGCUCAACGGCCUUUGAACGGGUUUUCAUGACGAGACGAGACAUUCUGCACUGCGUCCACGAGCCUUUUGGCGAUGCCUUCUACUACGGCCCCGAGCGGCUCAGCUCGCGCUUCGCCGACGACGCCGAGGCCCGCAAGAAGAGCGGCUUCGCCAACACCACGUACAAGACUAUCAUGAACAGCCUCCAGCGGGAUAUUGCCAACAAGCGCGUCUUUAUCAAGGAUAUCGCGCACUACCUGCUGCCGCCAAACGGGCAGCCGGCCACAAUUGCGCCGUCGCUGCUGGGCCCCUCGUCGAGCGAAGCGGUCAACGGAGCGACAGCAACAACAAAAACAACAACAGCAGACGAGAGCAAAAACUCGACCGUGGUCCCGACGGACGUGCUGCGGCAGUUCCACUUCACGUUCCUGAUCCGGCACCCGCGCCGCGCCAUCCCGUCGUACUACCGCUGCACGGUGCCGCCGCUGGACAAGGUGACGGGCUUCUACCACUUCAUGCCGAGCGAGGCCGGCUACGACGAGCUGCGGCGGCUGUUCGACUACCUCAGGGACCAGGGCAUCAUCGGGCCGGACGUAGCCACUUCGGACGGGAAGCCGCCAGCGGCACCGCCUAGCAGUGACAGUGACAAGGUCACCGUGACCGUCGUCGACGCCGACGACCUGCUCGACCAGCCCGAAAACGUCAUCCGCGCCUACUGCGCGCAGGUCGGCAUCGACUUCUCGCCCGCCAUGCUGCGCUGGGAGGACCCCGACAGCCACGCCGAGGCCAAGGCGUCGUUCGAGAAGUGGAACGGCUUCCACGACGAUGCUAUUGGCAGCACCUCGCUCAAGCCCCGCGCCCACGCCGCGAAAACACCCACCGCCGAGGAAGAGGACGAGCAGUGGCGCCAGAAAUUCGGCACCAACGCCCAAAAGGUCAUCCGCGCCUGCGUCGACGCCAACGUCCCCGACUACGAGUACCUCAAGUCGUUUGCCAUGAAGUUUUGAGCUAGCGAGGAGGUAGUGUAACAAAAGGGGCAACUCUUCUCUGGAUACCUACCGUGAAUAGGUAUUUCCAGGGAGCCUUAUGGGUGUUUUAGUAUGGGAGAUGAGUGAGAGGGGGUAUAGAUGAUGCAUUUGACCUCCUUUCUCAUUUUUCUUUUUUUAGGGGGAGGAGGGGGAAUAUUUAAAAACAAAAUAAGCACGGCCAUGCGUGUC